AUGUAUGUCAAAUGGCAUCCACCACCUUUAGGUAAAACUAAACUAAACACCGAUGGAGCAGCCAAAACCAAUACAUCUAACAAUGGUACAGGAGGAGUUUUCUGCAAUACAAUGGGACAGUGUAUACUAGGCUUCAUGGGUACAAUAUCUACAGGUAACUCCACCUAUAUGGAACUAAAUGCAUUAUUACAGGGUUUGCAAUUAGCAUGGCUUCAUCAACUCAUACCGCUGGAAGUGAACGUGGAUUCUACUGAGGUAAUAUCAAUGCUUAACAAAGAUAAUUUGCACUACUCAUCCACUUUAAUGGAAUGCAGGUACUUAAUCCAGCAGCUGGGUAAUCCUCCGAUUAUCCACACAUACAGAGAGCAAAACUACGUUGCACAUACUCUCGCUCAAAAUGGUUCAUCUGCUAAUGUCAGAGACUACACAACAAUCUUCACCCAGCCACUAACUUUUUUGCUACCACACCUUUUGGCUGAUCAGCAAGGCACUGCCUACCCAAGAUUGGUGAAGUCUACAAGCACGACAAACUUGUCCUACAGUCCCACCUUUUUGGAAAGAGAUCACUCCAACGAUCAAGAUUUUGAUUACAGUUUUUGUAGUGUAUUGCAACAAGCUCCUUGUAAUGGCACAAUUUAA
Nicotiana attenuata is the source of this 639-nucleotide messenger RNA. RefSeq lists its product as uncharacterized. Lineage: Eukaryota; Viridiplantae; Streptophyta; Magnoliopsida; Solanales; Solanaceae. The transcript has a single exon. Gene Ontology annotation, molecular function: RNA-DNA hybrid ribonuclease activity; nucleic acid binding. Bases 1 to 639 code for a protein of 212 amino acids. The record is from RefSeq and is a predicted model, not a curated record.